Halichondria panicea is the source of this 4467-nucleotide messenger RNA. RefSeq lists its product as uncharacterized. NCBI's taxonomy places the organism in Eukaryota, Metazoa, Porifera, Demospongiae, Suberitida, Halichondriidae. Gene Ontology annotation, biological process: meiotic cell cycle; spindle assembly; mitotic cell cycle. The transcript is spliced from 24 exons. Bases 92 to 4351 code for a protein of 1419 amino acids. The record is from RefSeq and is a predicted model, not a curated record. Gene Ontology annotation, molecular function: gamma-tubulin binding; microtubule minus-end binding. Gene Ontology annotation, cellular component: centrosome; equatorial microtubule organizing center; gamma-tubulin complex.
AUUUGGAUAAAAGACAAAAAAGCUCUUGAACUCCUGCGCUGCAUGCAUGUGCAUGCCAUAGCUUCUCCACUCCAUGCCAGACCACUGAAGUAUGACUGAAGUUAGCCUGGGAUUUGUUGAGGUAUCUCCGCUCAAGCUUGUGUGGGAGCUAUGUCAGUACAUGGCUGAGGACAAAACCAGCUACACAUACACCAACCCUCUGAAAAGUACCUUUCAAGCUCCGAAAAAUGUAUCUUUAUGGAGCACUGAGUCCAGCACUAAACUAUGUAGCAACCUAGUGAGAAAGUUUUAUGACACGAUUCUUCUGAGGAGAUGGGAGUGGUUUGGCAUGAGCAAAGGGGGUGCUAUCCUGUCCCCAGCUUGCAAGUGUAUGUCUUUUAGCUAUCACCUCAUGUGUGAUGGUAAAAGCGAUGAUGCUGGUCGCCUUGUUGAGGCGGUGAGCGCUUUCACUGAGUGUAGGGUGUUCAAAGAGUGCGAGGCCAUGUUGACAUUCCUCUCCUUACUUGCCGAGGUGCAGGUAAACAACAGCCAUGACAACCUUCCUGUGGUGAACGUUCAGCAAAAAGAAGGUGCACCUUUUCGAUAUGAUAUCUAUUCGAGCUUAUUUUUUGAGAAACCUCCCAAUCACAGUGAUUUAACUGAUAUGAAGGACGAUUUCUCUGAAAGCGUCUCUCUGUUUGAACGCACUCCUGGCACUGGGUUCGACAGCUUCCUGUCAGCUCACCCUAGUAUGGAGGACCAGGCCACCAACACUCUUUAUCAUGGACUGGUACACAGUACUGUAGAGGACAUUAACACUCCACUGGGACUGCCACAGCUUCCCUACAGUCAGGACAACACUCCCCUGCUGCCUCGUGGGGAGACCAGUGUUGCACGCCCGUCAACAACAGACACAGUAUCCUCACUAACCAAGGAGCAGGCUUCUGUUUUCAACACAGCAGCAGGGUCCGGUCAGGAUCUUUUCUCAUGGCCGCCGAAUGGAGAUGACCCAGAAAGCAUCAGGGAAUGGGAGGGCUGGCAGACUUGUUCUCGUCAGUACCUCUGUGAUGGCUCAGAGACUUGCCUGCCCCAUGCCAUUGAGCUGUGUCUCUCCCGCUACUGCUCACUGGGGGGCAUGGCACAGUCUGAGGUGGAGGAUGGGAGUUCCCUUGAGAGCAAAGUCAUCCGUGACCUGGACAACCUUCCCAUGGUUUUUAUCAACACAUUCCAGGAGGGUGGCAGUGUGUCGCGGAUGUUUGGGGAAGCUGUCCAAUCACUGCAGGACUACUUUAGAGCACAGCUUCAUCAACUAGCAGGGGAGGCUUCAGGCUUAACCCUUUCACUGUCAGCAAAUUGGAUUCUACCCACAGUCAAAUUCUUGAUGGGCCUUUGGAACGAAGCCAGAAAUUUACCCAAGGGGCUUGCUCUACUGGAUGCCCUUUAUAAUCAGACCUAUCAGGUGGUGGGAACCCCUCACUACCUCUUGCUACUACAUCUACUAGCACAGGCCCUGGCACCAUAUUUCAAGUUUGUGGAACAGUGGGUGUUUCAGGGAUGGCUGGACAUGGGGGAGGAGUUUGGACUGCAUGUCAGUGUGGAGGCCCUCGCUAGAAGAGAUGAUAAAUACUGGAAUGAGGGGUACACUGCUAGUGGGGGGUGUGCCCCUGGGUUCCUGGAAGGCCAGGCCCAUACCAUCCUCACCUGUGGCAAGGCACUCAACCUACUCAGGAUAUGCAAGCCGAGUCACCCACUGUGCACGGGGAUGUUCCGUCCACCCAAGUUGAGAGUUCAGCUAUCUUUAGACGGACUAGAACAAUGUGGUGAGCAGUGUCAGCAUUACAGGAGAGAGGUCCAGGAGAGUGAGCAAGUCAGACACGAUCUACUCAAACAAGAGCUUCUGGCCAAGGAGAAAGAGUUGAGAGCAGAGGUACUGAAGGCCAGACAAGAAGCUCGAGCUCAUGCUGAGAAAUUGAAAAUGAUAGAAGAAUCCAACAAAGCUCAAGAAAAAGAGAAAAAAGUUGCGUUAAGAGAUGCACUGCUGGAGCAAAUACAGACAAAUCAAGCUUUGCGUUCUGAGCAUGAAGCCGAGGAACGUACAGAAGACAGGGAGCAACCGGACUACUUUAGCUCAAGAAACACACUCCACGAGGCUUCCUUACAAGAAAAGGCCAGGGAGGAUAUGAUCGCUUACUAUGCUGGGCUCUCUAGAAAGGCUGAACUGAGGCAACUCAGGGCUGAGUGGAGAGCAAAGCGUUACAAACUAUCAACUCAGCGUUUCGAGUUUCUGAGAAGCGAGAGAGAAAGGUUUACCGCAGAGAGUGAGAAGGCUGCCAAAUUAUCAACUCCUCAACUCCUGUCAAUUAAUUCCUUAUUAAGAGAGACUUCAUUGAAAGGGACACCUGCUACGUCUUUGACAGACGUGGUGUCUGCUGACUUGAAUGUAUCGCAAAGUGUUGAGAAUACCAGUAAUUCUGUGGUUGGGAAAACUUUGGCUGAGAGCAGCUCUCAAAGAGAGCAGGUCGCACAACAGCAGGCCUCUAGGAAAACAUGGAGUGUAUCAUUGGUUGAUCAACCUGCACCAUUUGGAGUGCAAGAAGACGUCAAGUUUCCUCAAGAUCUGGAUCAUUUUAUAGAAUCAGAACCACAAGAUCAGUUCUCACUGGGCAGCAAAUCAGACAGUGGCUCCACGCAACCUGUGAACAGUACAUUACUUCUACAGCCCUCAUACCCCCCUUCUGUUGUCCAGGACCUCCUAUACAACCAGGAGACCACGGACCCAAGCAUCCUUUCCAGACUGUCUCAAAUCACUGUCCCUUCUCUUCAUGUUCGCUCCGGCCCCGUAGAACAGCCAUCCGUGGCACAGGAACUGCUCUAUCCCACUCAGCAUGCUCAGUUGGCUCCGGUACAGAAAGAGAGUGCACCUGGACCUGUGUCAAGCAGAGGACAAGAAGCCCCUUCAACUGCACAAGACAUCAUCUAUAUGUAUGGAAGUGGAGAGAAUACAGAUGUCACCACCCGAGGAAACGAGCCUGGCUCAACAGCCCAAGAUAUCAUCUACGGCUCUGACUUUGCUAAUGUUUCAGUAAGUAGUCCUCUCAUUCAAGAACCUGGCCACCCGCUACUAGUUUCGUCUCGAGGGCAGGCCCCUAGGUCCACUGCUCAGCUCAAGAUGUACCCACUGAGGCAGGCAAUGCAGGAGAGAGUGGAAAAGAAACAGGAUAAAAGAAAGCUGAAGAUGCCCACUAUUGAGUCUGGCCCUUCAUUGAAGUACACAGAUAACUUCUCAUUUAAUGAUGAUCCCUCCUCACGGGACAUGCUGAGUGCAGUUCUUGGCCCUGCUGUUCAGGAUGACAGUGAUAUUGACACCGGGUUUCUGUCUGUCUAUCCACUGUCGGCUCUCAUUGAGCAAUCUCUGGCUCUCCCAAUUCUCACACAAUCCACCCUAGUCAACGAGGCUCUUCUCAGGUACUUCCUGUCAGAAUGCCACAUCACUCAUCAUUUCAAUGUAAUUAAGUGGUUCCUGCUCCUUGAGGACGGUGAGUUUGGCCAUGCCCUCUCCACUCGACUUUGUGAAGAGCUAACCCAUGGUCGAGAUUGGAGGGUGCUUGUCUCCCCCUCUUUUCUCAACCCCCUGCUUUCGACUGCUCUCGAGGUUUCUGUACAUAGUCGCUGCCCAGAGGCUCAGAGGAUCAGCUUUGCCCUAAAGUACCGCCCCACCUCACUCAACACUCAUGCAAUUGAUGCACUUGAGUUUUUGCAACUAAAGUAUGAGGUGGACUGGCCUUGUAAUAUUGUGAUAACGAGCACGUCAGUAGAGAAAUACAAUAAGAUUCUUCAGCUUCUACUGCAGAUGAAGAGAGCUUCAUGGGCACUUAAGAACACUUUCCAUCAACUCAAAGUCAGCAAACAGCUCAGUCCCUCACAAACCAGACAGUUGCAAGUCUACAGACACGAGUAUCAGCACUUUGUCAACGUGAUGCACGGGUACAUUGCCAACCAGGUGUUCCAGAUCACAUGGAGGGAGUUUGAAAAUGACCUUGAAAAUGACGUUCACAGUUUUGAGGAGCUGAUCCAAGCCCACCACAAUUUCAUUAAUAAGGCGAUUUUCAGGUGUUUACUGAGCAAGAAAGCAGCACCAGUAAUGAAGCUGAUCCAAAACAUCUUCAGCUCCAUCCUGAAGUUCAGCAGUGAGCUCACAGGAGAGAGAGUGUGUGUUGAGAGGAGCUAUGCAACCAUGACAGAGACACAUAACAGGUUCAGGGAGGUCUCAGGUCUGCUGAUAAAAGUUGUUGACAAGCUGGUGCAACGUGGGUAUCAACCUCAUUUGGAGGACUUCUUACUGAGAUUGGACUUUAAUAGAUUUUACAAGUAGAGACAAACAGGAACCUUACAUAAGUGACCUACACUUGUUUCUUAUCACAUUGGGUUGACGGGAGUCAAAUGCCGAAACCAACAUUUUAAUAAUAAUUACAGUGUAUGUACAACAAA